AUGGACAAGGUCGAUCUGCUCCUAUCGUGCCUCGAACAACCGAUUUUCUCCACGCCCGAGGCUUCUGCGGGCGUUCCGCUUGUCCUGAAACAACACGGCUUUCCGGCGGAAAUGGUUGCGUUGCAGCAACGGAACUUCACCAAGGAGGCGCGCCUCGCUCUGGGGGCCGUUCGCAAGGUCGGGAGUGGGACGACCAAUGAGGCAGUCUUCAGUGGUUGGCAGACACAGUUUGCGGUCUUCGCGAAUGCCCGGGCUGCGGCGCUGGACGACCUCGACAAGCUGCUUGACUACGUUCGCGGAGAGACGGCGGUCAAUCUCGUCCUAAACACCGCGGAGCUUGCGGUCCGGGACCUUUCCCAGGGAGAUGAUCCUUUGCGGGACUGGGCUCAGGUACAGGCCAGGGAGACUUCCUGGGGCGAGGCCUACAACGCCGCAGAGUACCUCGACUUGGCCAAUAAAGCGCGAAGCGCCGCGGAAGGGGAGCCGUGGCAGUGGGUGGUCUACCAACAAUUUACCACCGAUUUCCGUGCUGCCUCGCUCCCGCGCGACGACUGGGAGGUACAGUUCAAGGAGGUUCUUACGGAGCAGGCGAAGAAGUAUGUCGACGUUCAAGCGACAGCCCAAGAUGGAGCUAGUACGAAUUCUACGGAAACGUCCACUCCUCCCCCAGUGUCUAUGAGAGACAUUUAUGCGAAAGCCGCAGAAGAUAUCGUCAAAAAUACAACAUCGCCGCUCGGUCAAAAAGUGGAUGAGCUUGUUGGCUUGCAGUGCGCUGCUGCCGUCGCCACUCUCCUGGAGGUCAAGUUUGGGCUUAACUUCUCUCAAUUACAAAAUGCCACCGCUCUACGCAAGCUAGCGAAUUUCAAAGACACUGAAGCACAAUUGGAGUUCUUACAUGCGUUUUACACGAAAAACUCGUCGGGCCUCGGUAUGGGCGUUCUAGUUCUUUUCGAGAUCCUGCACCACGGAGCGAGCAAGGAGUUGGGAGAAAUCGCGUUGCUGAAAGACGAAGAAAAGCGUGUCGAGGUGAACAAAAUUUUGUUUUUGGUGCAGCGUCCGAACUAUGAGCUGCCGAAACCGGCACCGGCACCUCCGGCACCGGCACCUCCGGCACCAGCACCUCCGGCACCGGCACCGGCACCUCCGGCACCGGCACCACAAGCGUUUCUUCAAAACCCGUCGCCCAGCAAGGUUGGCACAAGCCGCCCUGUCACGGUUGCGUAG
Messenger RNA from Amoebophrya sp. A120, 1224 nucleotides. Lineage: Eukaryota; Dinophyceae; Syndiniales; Amoebophryaceae. The record is from the annotation of a GenBank genome assembly.